Sebastes umbrosus (honeycomb rockfish) is the source of this 7067-nucleotide messenger RNA. It is a transcript of the gene specc1la, whose product is annotated as sperm antigen with calponin homology and coiled-coil domains 1-like a. NCBI's taxonomy places the organism in Eukaryota, Metazoa, Chordata, Actinopteri, Perciformes, Sebastidae. Bases 271 to 3642 code for a protein of 1123 amino acids. The transcript is spliced from 16 exons. Gene Ontology annotation, biological process: actin cytoskeleton organization. Gene Ontology annotation, cellular component: filamentous actin; microtubule organizing center. The record is from RefSeq and is a predicted model, not a curated record. Gene Ontology annotation, molecular function: protein binding.
GGACAUCCUGGAGGCAGUAAAGUGUCCCCCUGUCCUGUAGACAGCCUGAUGAUGCUGAGAUGAUGCAACCAGAGGAGGGGGAGAGAGAGAGAGAGAGGAUCAUCCGGCUGCUGCUGCCAGAACAAACCUCUAACAAGCCUCAUCUCUAAAGUUAGCCAGCUGUUAGCCACCGCUAAUGAACAGCCAGCGGAUAUCGAUCAACGUAUCAAACAGAAGAAUGAGGAGAACCUCAGAUUGAGCUGUAAAUGUAUCGGCAUCAGAGCACUCAGUAUGAAGAAGUCGGUCCGGCCAGCGGUGAGUAAGGUGAGCGGAGAUCGUGGGAAGGCCGAGGCCACGGCUACCGCUGGGACUGGAAAGCCUGCAGCCAAGACUAGCACCACUGCACCUCUGUCUAAGGUGAAAAGCAAUGAUGAUCUUUUAGCAGCUAUGGCCGGAGGGAAUCCUGCAUCAAGUAAUGCAGUCAACAAGACCAAGAGGACUGCCUCCGUAGGGACUAGUGGCAGCAACCUCGACAGCAAGCCAAAGACGGCAUUGGGUACUUCAUCCAAGCGUACGACAUCUUCGAUUUCCAAGGAGCCAAAUUCAUCACGAGAUCGUCUCCGAACAUCCAGGACCUCAGCCAAUAAGAAGCAGUUGGUAUCAGGGAGUGUAGUGGGGGAUGUAGCCUCAGGGAAGCGCUCUCGCAACCAGAUCCUGGCAGAGUCUGAUGGCCGUAUGAGCAAGUCUAAAUCAGACGGCCAGAUCAGUGAUAAGGUAGCUCUGGAGACCAAAGUGAAAGACCUGUUGGGUUUGGCUAAAAGCAAAGAUGUGGAGAUCCUCCACCUUCGCAGUGAGCUGAGGGACAUGAGGGCCCAGCUUGGCUUGGGAGAGAAGGAAGCAGCGCAGCAGGAAGAAGCUGGCGAGGAGGAGGAAGAGGAGGAGGAGGAGGAGGAAAAGCCCCAGGUCUCAGCCAUCACAGCAGCUGAUGUGGAGUCCACUCUGAUUCUCUUACAAGAGCAGAACCAGGCCAUCAGAGAGGAGCUCAACCUGCUAAAGAGUGAGAAUCGAAUGCUAAAAGACCGACUCAAUGCGCUGGGCUUCUCUCUGGAGCAGAGGCUGGAUGCCUCUGACAAGCUGUUCAACUACGCCUCCCUGAGCCCGGACCUGGCAGUAGGCAGCGGGCAGAGUGAUGGGGGAGGAACCGGGACACUGACCUCCUCAGUGGAAGGCUCCGCUCCCGGCUCCCUGGAGGAUCUGCUCACAGGACACCAGCAUGGAGGCUCAGCAGACAACCUCGACAGUGAAUCUAGCGAGGUCUACCAGGCCGUCACCUCCAGUGAUGAUGCUCUGGACGCCCCCUCUGGAGCUUCCUCAUCAUCUGAAUCGGAGUGCGCGCCGAGCAGGGCGCGCUCACGGAGGGGCAGCAGUGACAAUGCCAGCGAGGUGUCAGUGGCCUGUCUGACAGAGCGCAUCCACCAGAUGGAGGAGAACCAGCACAGCACUGCUGAGGAGCUCCAGGCAACAUUACAGGAGCUGGCUGACCUGCAGCAGAUAACCCAGGAGCUGAACGGAGAGAACGAGCGGCUAGGUGAAGAGAAGGUGAUCCUCAUGGACUCCCUGUGCCAGCAGAGUGACAAGCUGGAGCUGUACGGUCGACAGAUCGAGUACCUGCGUUCUCUGCUGGAUGACCAUCAUAUAUCGUACGGACUAGAGGAGGACAUCAAGAGUGGCCGCUACAUGGAGCUGGAGCAGCGCUACGGAGACCUGGCAGACAAUGCCCGCUUUGAGAGAGAACAGCUGCUGGGGGUUCAACAACACCUGUCUAACACUCUGAAGAUGGCUGAACAGGACAACGCUGAGGCCCAAGAGAUGAUCGGAGCGUUGAAAGAGAGGAACCACCAGAUGGAGCGCAUCAUGGAGUCAGAGAGACAGGGUCGAGCUGCCAUGGGGGCCGCACUUGAAGAGUACAAGGCAGCAGUGAGCAAUGACCAGGCGGAGCUGAGCCGCUGCAGAGCCCAGCUGGACCAGGAGAGGCAGAGGGUUGCCGAGCUGUACUCUCUUCACACCGCAGGGGACAAAAAUGACAUCUGCCAACUGCUGGAAGGAGUUCGUCUGGGGAAAGAAGAGGCGGAGGCCAAGGCGGCAAAGUUGCAGGAGGAGCUGGAACAAGCCCACAGUGAACUCACUCGGCUGCAGGAGGCUUUCAGUAAGCUGGACAGGGAAUACAGAGACUUCCAGGAGCACGUGCAGCAGCAGAUGGCCGAGCAGGAGCGCGUCCUGGAGAAGCAGCGCGUGGAGCUGCAGGAGAAAGACAGUGAAAUCGCAGACAUGAAGGAAACCAUCUUUGAGCUGGAGGAUGAGGUGGAGCAGCACCGAGCUCUUAAACUCCACGACAACCUCAUCAUCACAGACCUGGAGAACUCCGUGAAGAAGCUGCAGGACCAUAAGCACGACAUGGAGAGAGAGAUUAAGAUUCUUCAUCGCAAACUGAGGGAGGAGUCGAUGGAGUGGCGUCAGUUCCAGGCUGAUCUACAGACAGCUGUCGUCAUUGCUAAUGACAUCAAGUCCGAAGCACAGGAGGAGAUUGGAGACCUGCGGCGGCGGCUGCUGGAAACCCAGGAGAAGAACGAGAAGCUGUGCAAGGAGCUGGACGAGGUCAAGAGUCGCAAGCAGGACGAGGAGAGAGGCAGAGUGUAUAACUACAUGAAUGCAGUGGAGAGGGACCUGGCUGCUCUCAGACAGGGGAUGGGUCUGAGCCGGCGAUCCUCCACCUCCUCAGAGCCCUCGCCCACCGUAAAAACACUCAUCAAGAGCUUCGAUAGUGCCUCACAAGGUCCACCUUCCAAUGGUAGCGCCUCUGUGACUCCAACAGCCUCGGCCGCUCCGCUACCACGCACCCCCCUCAGCCCCAGUCCCAUGAAGACUCCCCCAGCAGCUGCUGUUUCACCCAUCCAGAGACACUCCAUCAGUGGCUCCAUGUCAGCAGCCAAGCCGCUCUCCUCCCUGAGUGAUAAGAGGCCCAGCUACACAGACAUCACCAUGCCAGCUGAUCACCUUCUCAGGGGAACCUCGGCCAGCCGGCCUCCGUCUGUUCUCCAGAGGGUCUCCAACAUGGACUCCACCAAGACAAUCUCAGUGUCCCGCCGGAGCAGUGAGGAGAUAAAGAGGGACAUGUCUGCUUCAGACGCCUCCUCCACCUCCCUGAUGGCUAUGAGUGCUGCCUCCUCCCCGCUCUCCCUGUCCUCCUCCUCUCCCACCGCCUCCAUCACCCCCACAGCACGCAGCCGUCUAAGAGAAGAGAGGAAGGACCCGCUAUCAGCACUGGCCAGAGAGUAUGGAGGCUCCAAGAGAAAUGCUUUGCUAAAGUGGUGCCAGAAGAAGACUGAGGGUUAUCAGAACAUUGAUAUCACAAACUUCAGCAGCAGCUGGAAUGAUGGCCUGGCCUUCUGCGCUGUGCUCCACACCUACCUGCCUGCUCACAUCCCCUACCAGGAGCUCACCAGCCAGGAGAAGAGGAGAAACUUCACCUUAGCUUUCCAGGCUGCAGAGAGUGUGGGCAUCAAAUGCACUUUGGACAUAAAUGAGAUGGUGCACACAGAGAGGCCGGACUGGCAGAGUGUCAUGACUUAUGUCACAGCCAUAUACAAGUACUUUGAGACCUGACUCCAGCACCUGAGCCACCCUGCUCCUGCAGCACAAUCAGAGCCACGCCAGCCCUCCUGAGCUCUCAGCAACCUCUCAACCCCACGGGCAGCUGUUAUACCCCCUCCCACGUCCCCCACACUGCAUGUUGGCCCUCAGUAUUUAGCAACACUAAAGGCAGACCAGAACCUCACUGGACUCACACACUGCUACUCCAUCCUUCCAGUGCAGCGUAGAAGGCGCGUUGUGUAGAGUUGUAGUCCAAGGGCUUGCCUGUAUGUCCACUGUUACACUAGUGAGCCAUGAGAAGUAACUGUGGUGAACCAAGUAUGAACUGACCACAUCUUUGCCUUUGGUUCAUGUCUGAAGAAGCAGCAUGAAACAGAAACCAAGUCUCAGUGCCUUCUCCCUGGCUUUUAUUGGCAAAUAAUAUUCCUUCACCGUUCAACCUGGUUCCCAGGGGAGAUCCUGCAAAUCUGACUUUCAGCGUUCUACUUUGCAAGAGGAUUCAUUUUCAUAAAUAGUCCCAAUUUUUUUUUCUUUUGUUGGUUGUGAAUAUUUUGUAGAGAACAUCAGCUUCUACAGAAUAACAAACCUAAAGUCGGUGAUGGUGUAAUUUCCACGACAACCUGACCUGACAGUUCCCUCAGAAAGGACUUCAGACAAACGCAGCCUUUUGCACCAAGUCUUCCAGAUGUUACAGGUCCAUACAGAUGCCUCUCUUUCAAUGGAUAAAGUGCCUGUGUGAGCUCUCUCUACGGACCAGUCCUCCACAGAGGCACAGUGUCUUUUCACUACAGGUUGUGAAGCUGAAGAUGUGAGGAGUUGUUGCCAAAUGUGUUUCAGAGCCUUUUGAUUGUUGAUUUGUGACUUGUUGGUGAUCAGGACAGUGAUGCUGCAGACCGCUAACACAUCAGCAUCGGAUCAGAAGUGACAGAAAUGUACCAUGUUCUACAACACUACUACACAUUUAGUUCAGCAGCACUAACACAUGACAUGACAACAUGAGGUGUUUUCACUGAAACAGUCAUUAAGGUGGACUAAUGUUCAGUUGAUGUGGAUGGAGUUAAACACUAAAGUGAGUGUUUUCCAUCUUGCACUUCGACUUCUUUCAUUAGGCACAUACAGCGCACAGCAUCAUUUCAUCAGAACCAAAAUAUGACUGAGUAGUAUGUAGUCUUUUGAUAAAAAUGUGUUUUGAUUGACAUUUAAGUUUAGUUUAGAUCAGAGAGCCUUAAGGCCUGACGGCCGCGUUAGAAAAUGAGUCUCUCAGCAUGGACUUCCUGUUGGGGAAACUAGAGAGACAGAUUCACAGGUAAAGACACACUUCUGUAGGCCAAUGCAGAGUCUCAUUAAAGGAAUAGUUCAACUUGUUGGGAAAUACACGUAUUCACUUCCUGGCAGAGACUCAGAUGAGAAGAUUGAUACCACUUUCAGAAAUGAGACUGGUAUCAGUUUUCUCAUCUAACACUCGUCAAGGAAGCAAACAAGUAUUUCCCAAAUUGUCAAAUUAUUCCUAUAACAUCAGAAAAUGCUGCAAAAACUAUUAUUUUUAGCACAAAACAUGCACACGUGAUAGGACAGUUCAUUGUGCCAUUGACUUAUUGUUUGUGUAAAUACUGAUUCCGUGUUAGACAGGUAGUUUUUGAAAUUCCUAGUAGGACUAACGUUACAAUAGAGAUACGCUGGAGCACACAAUGUCAUUUCAUGUGUGGGAUUUCCGUCGGCAACAUUAAUGUUGUGCGUAACACUUUAACACUUUUAGUAUUUAUUAGCAGUAUACAAACAUUUGAUAAAUGCUUUAUAACACACUAUAAUGUAGUUGUAAGCAGCAGUAAGGACAGUUUAUUAAUGUAUAGUGUUUAUCAGUAAUUAUAGCUUCUCCUAUCAAGUCCUAUGUUCUAUUAUUACCACUGUUUCACUAUAUUGGCUUUCAUUAUGUGUUAAUACAGCAGCCUCCACUAAUGGGUGUCCACAGGAGGAUUUAUAGUGGUUAAGCAACACUUUUUUGUGCUUACAACUACAUUAUAGUGAAUUUUAAAGCAUGCAUUAAAUGUUAAUGUGCUGCUUAGGAAUGUUGGAUAGAGGGUUUCAAGUAAAGUGCUACUGUACCAUGUAAUGCUGUCUGACAGCUAUGUGUUUAUCGUGCCUCAACAUACCAACUUCACUGUAUUUAUUUAGCAUAGUUUACAAUCAUUGUAGUGAGGUCAUUGCUUUAUUUGUGUGUGUAUAUGAAUUGAUUACACAUACAGUAAGUAGCUGCACUGAGAUAAGCUUUUUGUAUUCCGCACUUCCUGCCUUAACAGUUUAGCCGAGGCGUCUGCUAGUGAAACUGUGACAUUUCAAACCGCGGGAAUCUUUGCUCGCCAGGCACGUGUUGCAGUGUGGUUAUAGUUUGUUAAACAAGGUCCCUGUUGAUUGAGGAACACUAAUAGUGAUUGACGGCCAUAGACCUUGUCUGGUGAAGGGGACUACACACUGCUUUGAUCGGGAUCAGAUGAUGAAGCUGCCAGCUGCUACCAAUAACAACAUCAGAAAUAUUUUGUCUUUAUUUAGAAACUCAUCCUGCCGUCUGCCGAGCCACAUCACCACAAUGUGUACAGCUACAUUAGACAUUCAGUGAUUUAAAGAUCGCACAAGAGCCUGCAACAAUGACCGUUUGUGUUUAAUGUGCGAGUGAGUCGUUUAAUGACAUGUGAAAGCAUCGGCUGUCUGUUGGUAGAGGUUUGUGAUGCCAUGAUGCUGAAGAUCAUCAGUGUUCUGCUUGAUUCCACCGCCGGCCCACAUGUUUUACUGCUCUCGUCAGGAACGUCUGAGAGCUACAGAAAGGUUUGAAGCCUCUGCAUCCUCCAUUCUGGACGUGGAAUGUGUUGGUGAUCAAGCUUAAGUGAUCCUGGGACUUUAGGAGGUCCAGCGUGUGCUGAUAUGUGGAGUGACUGAUGAACAUGAGGAGAGACCAGACGGCUGGUGAAAGGAAGCACAUUCCACCUCCACAUGAUGUUCCACGGUUUGGGACCUGAGAUGUGUGUGAGCAAAACAAAUGUGAACAGUGCAUUUUGCCUUUAUUGGGUCCACUUCAACACACUACAUUUCUUUUUCUUUGUGUUUACUUGAAGAUGCUCUGAGAAUUCCACUGAACCUGCUUUAGUUUGUCUUUGUGUUUCCAUGUUGCCUUUUAUUUUUACAAUCCAUGACACAUUUGAGUUUUUGUUGUGUUUGUUGUCCUGAUCACACCACAUGCAGUGAAACGGUCCCUUGGCAAAGUUAAAGCUGAAUGAAUAAAGUUGUGUGUAUUUUUGUGUGUGUGUGAGUGUGUGUCUAAAGGGACUAAGCUACAGUAUUAAGUGCACACUACGAUGAUAAUCAGUUGUAAAAAAAAAAAUGCUGUCUGGUUCUGUGUUGCUUUAUUUUUUCUGGCAAUAGUUAUAAAAGAGCAUUGAAACAGC